AAGAAACAAACCUUCCCUCCCAGGACGGCGGAGCUUCGCCCCGUUGCCUGGAUACAAACGCGAAAGGUGUCGCAUUCAGAGGAAUGUUUGUUAAGGAAACUGGGUUUUCUCGGCGGACAUUGUGGCUUUCAGUCAUCCAUGCCGCCUAUUGGUGACUCUCCUUCGGCCUGAGCCCGAAUGUCGCUGGUUUCCUCGAUGCUGCCGAAGACGCAGUCGGUGUGAAAACAGCGCCAUUUCUGCUGGCGUCCAUGAUACGCGAUGCUACCGCAGCGGAUUCCAGAGCUCAAGCUCGGAACGGCAGCGGGAGAGAGAUAGCCGCUCCUCUUUCGCUGUUUCGCUCUACUUCAGCCCACGGCAUCUCAUGCCGGUGAAGUAAGGCAGACUCCCAACAUGGACCGCUCUGACUGAGACCUAAACACGUCUUGUGUUUUGCUCUGCAGCUGAGAUCUGUCAGCAGCAUAAGCCAUGCCUCACGAGUGAAAUUUCUUUCUUUUUUUUUUUUCUUUUUGCUAAAAGCAAUAAAAACAAAAGAUCCUACAUGCCUCCCCAUGUAGAGCCCCUUCAGUGCAUCCUGCUGGAGUGACCCCCCACCUCUUCCAGGAAAGUUCUGCCUUCUCCUCCCUCCUUUUCCGUCUUCACCUGCCGCCCUACUGUCGCUCUCCAUCACAAUGCUGCUCUGCCUGAGAAUGGCCAAAACCUGAGGUCCCAUGCGUCCAGUGAGCACCGAUUCAGACGGUCCUGCUCCUCCUGAGAACUUCUCUUGCCCCUAUCCCUUUGUGGGCCCCCUGCCUGCUUCAGAGAUGUCCCUGCUCCAGUCGCUGGGUCCAGUGCAGAGCUGGCUCGGCCAGGAGCUUGAGAAGUGCGGGAUUGAUGCUAUGAUUUACACCCGCUACGUUCUCAGCCUCCUCCUGCAUGACAGCUAUGACUAUGACCUGCAGGACCAGGAAAAUGACAUCUUCCUGGGAUGGGAGAAGGGAGCUGGGAAAAAAUGGGGCAAGAGCAAGAAAAAAGGAGGAACUGACCUGAGUCUGGAAGAAAUGAAGAAGCAAGCUGCUGUGCAAUGCCUUCGCUCUGCAUCUGAUGAAAAUUCUGGAAUUGAGAGUCUGGUUGAAGAGCUCUGUACUAAACUAAAGGACAUCCAGAACAAGCAAAAAGAAGAAAAACGUAUUCAGAAGAAAUCGGAUGGUUCCCAGUCUCCAGAGCGAGUUGAAUCCCCCUCUUCAAAGGACCAGGUGGAAAUGUACUAUGAAGCCUUUCCUCCUUUGUCAGAGAAAUCGGUUUGUCUCCAAGAAAUCAUGACCGUGUGGAACAAGGCAAAGGCCAGCGCAUACUCAAGUUCAUCCUCUGCAGCCCCACAAACCAGCACUGAUACUUCCUCCCCCAAAGAUAACAGUGAAGGUGAAACUACAAAGGAGCGAAACUCUGAAGCUUGUGGCAUCAUCACCACUGUGACCAAUGAGAGAGGCCACCAACGACGAAGCAAAAAGGAGAAGGAAAACAGAUACCAAGGGGGUGCAUCCGCAGAGGACAAAUCUACUGUCCACUUAAAGAGACAGAGUAGACACAGAUCUGAGGGCAAAUACCGACCCAGAUCCUGGUCAUCUGGCUCCAGUGAGGCAGGCUCAAGCUCGAGUGGGAAUCAGGGUGACUCAAGGUCGUCCAAAAACAAGAGCGUAAGAAUGCGGCACAAGUCUAGGGAGGCUGUAAAGAAUAAAAGGACACGCAACAGUGGGCAGGUGAAGCUGCAGAUGAAGGUUAUUGAAAAAGAGGAGCGAAGAAACCCAGGAGGAAGCAGUACUGCUGCCAUUGGUGGUACUGCUAGCAAACAGUCCCAGCUUUACAAAAAGGGGAAGAGACCGCUAAAGGAGAUUCGUAAAGAUCCAGGCUGGUUGGAAGCAAAAGAGUCCGGAGUUGAGGCCAGAAACAAGAAGGAAUACAUGGAGGAGCCACUUUGGUACACUGAGCCCAUCACAGAGUAUUUCACACCUUUCAGCAGCCAUCAAAGCAAGCUGGAAACGAAAUAUCGAAGCAAAGAAGACUUUGCAGAUGGCUACGACUUGACAUCUGACAUGGAUCGAUUGUCAGAUAAAAUCCAGGGUGUCUGUGUUGCCAGUGAGCAUUACCAGAGAGCGUACAUGGCUGCAGGCUCAUUUGUAGAUGGGCACUUUGUGGAAGGGCUUGUUGAAGCCGAAGAUGAAAGUGCUGGCCUCACUGGGACUUCAAGUUGCCCUCAGCCAGAGGAUAGAAGAGAUUUAGAUGACAAGCAUCUGUCUGAAUUCACCGACUUCUAUGAAGUUGAUAUUUAUCAAUCCAUGUUGGAUACUAGUGCCUCAGACUCAAUACAAGAGAGUAGGAUCUUAAGCAUGAUUCGACAAAAGAGCAAGGAGCGAGGAGAGGUUGAGGCAGGAUGUCGUUUAGUGUUAGAUGGACUUGAGCAGCAAGGGAAAAGUGCAAUACGGGCAGACUCACAGGAAGCUUCAGGAUCUGUUGGGUUUUUAAUGGAGGACCUUGAAAAUAUGGUUCAAGUUUGGGGAUGUUACUCACCAUCCACUUCUGAAGACGUAGAUGGAGAAAGCUUUAUUGGAGAUUCUCCCGUUCGACUCUCCCCUCUUCUCGAUAGUGUGUCAUACACUUUGAGCAAGUUGUCUGGAAAUGUGGAGGAGCCCCCUGCCCCUGAAACUACCAGUGAACCAUCAGGCCUGAACUCAUCCUGCUUCUCUCUGUUUGAGCUGCAGUAUGACAGCCCCACUUUUCCUCUUCCCCACGAAUCACUCUCUGUUGGUCACGAAAACAACACAGAUUCUAGCAGCUGUCUUGAGCCACACUCUAAUAAACAGUCUCGCUUGUUAAUAUGGACCAAAAAUAGUGCCUUUGAUGAAACUGAACACUGUUCUAACCUAUCAACGCGAACUUGCAGUCCGUGGUCACAUUCAGAGGAAACUCGGUCAGACAACGAGCAAGGAAACGCUACAGCAGAAGAUGCUGCCCAGAUUGGCAAUGACGAGAAUGAUUGUGUAAUCCCUCCUCUUCCUGCUACAUAUCGAGAUGACCAAAUCUUGGAUUUUCUGCAGGAGGACUCUGGUAAAAAAUGUGAAAAGGUCAGUGUUAGCACAGCGUCCAAUCAGACCUUCACCAAAAUAUCUAAAUUGGAGUCCGUUUGUGGCAUAGCAUUGGAAAGCAAUGACAGCAAACAGUACAGCACUGGGGGGUUUCUGGACAACAGAAACAAACAGAGUGAAGAUUACAGCUCAGGGAUAAUAAAAGACAUUUGGACUGCUAUUGGAGAUGGAAAAGCUGCAGGACCUGGAACAGAAAAAGCAACCAAGGGUCUCUUCUCCCAAGAGCCAAGCCCUUACUGUUGCAGCUGUCUAGAAGAUCAGACAAAAGGCGUUCCAUUGCAAAGGCCUCAGAAAAAGGCAGUGCAGCGGUCAGAAUAUCACCUAUGGGAAGGCAAGAAGCAAGAGCAAGACUUAGCCAAAAACAGCCUCUCCAAGGUGGAUGGUGCCGGGGAUUACAUGACUCCGUCCAAGCCCUGGGACUUAAACUCUGACAAGGAGAGCACAUCAUUUAUUCUCGGAGGGGUGUACGGAGAGUUGAAAACACUAAGCGGAGAUAAGAAUUGGGCCGUUGUGCCACCAAGUGGCGCUCACGGCAGCUUGCUACAAUGUGCUGCUGCUGCUGCAACUGCUUCUAGCUCAGACCUGCUCACCAUCACUGGCAAAGAUGUGUUCAUGAACACGGGCAGCUGCUUUGCCCCAGGGCACAGGCCCCUAUGGAGGCCUCUUGUGUCAUUUGGACAGAGUGACCAAGCCAUCAGAGGAAGUGGGGAUGGAUUGAAUAAGGGAUUUUCAUUGAUCUUCCAUGAAGAUUUGCUUGGAUCUUACAGAGGCUUGCAUAGUGAGGAUCAAGGUUUAGAGUACCCUUUUGCAUCCUUUAACCUGAACAAUCCCUUCUCUCAAGUCCUCCAUGUUGAGUGUUCCUUUGAGCCUGAGGACAUGGCUUCGUUCAGUCCAGGAUUCAAGCCAAAGUCUAUUCUUUGCUCGGACUCUGAGAGUGAACCCUUCCAUUCACAAAUAUACGGUAUCAACCGAACGCAGUACAGGGCCAUUCGCAUUUCCCCCAGGACCCAUUUCCGACCAAUAUCAGCUUCAGAGUUGUCUCCUGUUGGAGUAAGUGAUUCCGAGGCUGAAACUGACAAAGAGGAAACGGGUUUUCCUGUCUUGGCACCAGUGGAUGUCUUUGAUGAUCCUCAGGCAGACCUCAAACCUCUUGAGGAGGAUGCGGAAUGUGAGGGCCCUUACUACGGAAAGUCAGAACUGGAAUCUGGUAAAUUCCUACCCAGGUUAAAGAAGUCUGGCAUGGAGAAGAGUGCCCAGACUUCUCUGGAUUCACAGGAGGGUUCGAGUUCCCUCCUGCCCAUUGCUGAGCAAGAGACUUGCUUAGACUGCAAAACGGCAGCAGCCGCAUCGGAUGCUGGAGGACAAACGGACGUUUCAGUUGGAAAGGUUCAAAGAGAAGAAUCUGCAGCUGAAAAACAGUCCUGUUUGAGUUCACCAGCAGGUCCCAUCCCCAAGUAUGGGAUGGCUUAUGACUUUGUUGGUGAUGUGCCAGAGUUUUCCCUGUUAAAUAUUCGUGGACAGGCAGAAACAGAAAGCCAGCAAAACGAGUGUUGGUGGCAGAACACAAUCUGCCCACCCCCCUUUCCCUGGAUCCCAGUGUACAGGGAUCAGCAACAUUUGAAUACUCCAGUUCUGCAGAGGACACCUGUCUCUGAGAGCAACUCCUCCACUCUUGUGACUGGACAUCUUCCAGGAAAGAUUUAGGAUCACCUGAGAGCUGGAAAACUUAAUGUAGGCUAAUUUUCUGAGACGUCUUCAAACCCAAACCAUAACCCUGUUGGUUUUCUUUUACUAACUUAAGAAACCUUGUGUAAUCAACAAUCAGAUCAUCAUUAAGAGUGGAAAUAGGAAAAUUCCCUUAAAAAAGGUUAAAAAAAAACAAAAAAAAGGUUCUGUCUUUUGAGUGAUGCCAUGAGAAGAUGUGUAUCUUAUCAUUUGUUUCAGUUCUUCUGUGCACUGGUUCUCACAGUUUAAUAGUUUGGACAAUUGUUUUUUGUUCUAUUCAUGUCUGCCUCUGUUCCCAUGUUUUUGAGUUUGAGCUAAGAUUCUGGUGGUUGAUGGUGUCUGAAUGGUUGUACAAGUGUCUGUCCAGCCGGUCUCACUCCGCUUUUUCUAGUUGAACCUAAUGUUGUGUGGAACGCCUGCUAUCGCAUCCUCUACUUUCCAUUGACAACUUGGAAAGAGACAUUUGAAUUUAUGCAAGGACCCGAGAGUUUAAUUUAUAGUUUGUUUGGAUGACUUUCUGAAUGUGAAGUAGAGAAUGUGUGCAGCUUUUCUUGAAUAUCUGUAAAUUCCUCAUGUGUGAAAAGUUACAAGUCGCAUUGUUGAAUGGUGAUAGUCUUUCAAAGUUAGAAGUAGACAGUGUGGUUUAUGAGACUGAAAAAAAUAUUAAUAAUAAAAAAAAAUAAAAUAACCGGAAAUCAAAAGGAGUUUUGUUGGCAAAAAGAUUACUAAACUUGAAUUUGCUUUGCUUCUUAAGAAAUUGGGAUAGGCGUGAAAACCCAUAGUGAAAAACAAACGGGACUACAGCCAUUUUGGCCAAAGCCUGUCACAACAGAAACUUUGGUUUCUUUUCUGUUAAUUCUGUGGUACAGACAGUGGUGCUACAAACACGCUCAAAGUAUUCUGAAGUUGCAGUUCCAUUAUUGUGGCUUUUCAUAGUUGAUGGCAAAAUUUAAUUUCAGGUCAGAUUGUUUUUUUUUGUUUUGUUUUUUUUUUAAACGCUUUGUGUGACCACAGUUCCUGCUGUGUGCCACGACUGCUAAAUUAUCAGGCUGCAACAGCCCAGGCAGAAAUACUGCCUGCUAAUAUACUCUGGCAUUUCAGUGCAUCGUUUUAAGUAUGUGCACCCCCCUUCCAACUUAAGGGACAGUCAGUGAUUUUUUUUUUUUUUUUUCUUUUUUUGCAACCAAACCAGCAUAAAGUAAACACAAUGGAGCAAAUAUAAAACCAAAAAGACGCUGUAAAUGCACCAAGAAAAAAGUUUUUUUUUUGAGCAUCUGUGGUGUUUUUAAUUUUUGGUUUAUAAUAUAUCUUGUUGAAAAAUAGAUCAGACUCUGUGUUUGGGGCACAGAGUCCUGCAGAGCUUCAUUCGAAAGCAUCAAAGGAAAAAACAAACCAUCUUUGUGUAGGAUUGGCAAUAAAAUCCUUGGGGUGAGGUGCAGUACCCCUCCACAAAUGUAAGGUUUUAAUGAAAACAUUAUUUUUUUUUUUGUUUAAAUAUAUAUUUUCAGAAUGCUUGUUAGGAUUGUGACUUCAGUGCCGCGUCCUUCCAGGAACAUGAAGCACAGAAAUAAGUUAAAAAAGUGUGCGCUUGGUACGGCACAGCCGCAGGUGAAGGUGUCUACUGUAGACAUGGCUUCUGCUUUAGUAAAUGAAAAGAUUGUGAAGGCUCGCGUUUAUUGCCACUUCAAAUUUAAAGGUAGUGGAAAGAAACAAGCUUAGCCCCAUGUCUCCAUUCUUUGACAGUCACUCAGGAAUUUUUUAUCCCAACAUAACCACAUCCAGACCACCUGUGACAGUGCAUUGACGCAUUCAUCCAAAACCAUUUUCUUGAUUGUAAAACCAUUGAUCGUUCUUUUCCAGCAACCUGACGAGGUAGCUGCCCUUAGUUCUAGAGCGAUAGUCUUAGAAGAGAAAAACUGAAGUGAUGUGGAAGGGAAUUGUGGAGCCCUGAGUUCUAUGCAAUACCUUGGUGCAUGUAAACACUCGAGAGAACAAAGUCAUGCUUCAUGUUUGCAUGUGGAUUUUUUUUUUUUUUUUUGGAGUGAUGGACACCUGAGGAAAACAAACAGCAGAAUGUCUGAGAAACAAAGCAUGCAAUGUCACACUCCACCUUUUUCAGUUGGAUUAAAUGCAGUUUUGUUCAAAUGAUGAAAGCGCAAAGUUAAAGAGAACGCCACAAUUUGGUGUGUUUUAGUCUGUAUGUGUGCAGGAAACUGAUGCACUGGGAUGGUUUCAUCUCGUCUGUUCUUUAUUCUUCCAUUUUCGAUGGGUUGUGUUUUACUACUAAAAACUGGCUGAGAAAAUUCAUUCAGCGAGGGUGCAGAAAGAGGGGUGUGCUGAGUUUCAAAUGCUUUGUGGUCUGAAGAACUUAUCCAACACAGAAAAGGCAGUUUUCCUCAUCUUUUCAUCUCCACCCUGAUGAUACUCCUCUGCCCUUCCCUUCUGUCUUCCUGAAUAUCAUCUGUUCCCAGUAGCAGUGUUCUAAUUUAACAUGCACCCAGACUUAAAUUAUUUUGGUUCAUUGUGGAUUUUCUUAACAUCUAAUAAAGGAAUAAACCAAA
Molecule: messenger RNA, 7405 nt
Organism: Oryzias melastigma (Indian medaka)
Lineage: Eukaryota; Metazoa; Chordata; Actinopteri; Beloniformes; Adrianichthyidae
Product: KIAA0232 ortholog
Exons: 8
Coding region: 708-4823 (1371 amino acids)
Source: RefSeq, a predicted model, not a curated record